AUGGCCCUCCUCACUGGGGAUCAAGUAACAGUUCGUCUCCCCUGUCCUCUCGCACGCCCUCACCUCAGCAUUCUAGUUGAUAGUAGUGAGAAGAAUUUGAACUUUUUCUUGCCGCUCCGUAAAGUAACUACUCUCUACUCUCUGUCUACCUGUCUCUCUCUGCGUCUUUCUCGCUGUCUCUCUCUCUCUCUCUCUCCCACUCUAUCUGUGUAUGUGUUUCUCUCUGUGUCUCUCUUUCUGACUGUCUCUCUCACACUGUCUCUCUCUGUGUCUCGCUCAGACUCUCUCACUCUCUGUCUUUUUUUGUCUGUCUCUCUCUGUCCGCCUCUCUAUCUCUCUCUGUCUCUCUUUCUCUCUCUCUCUCUGUCUCUCUCUCUCUGUUUCUCUGUCUCUCUCUCUCUGUCUCUCUCUCUCUGUCUCUCUCUCUGUCUCUCUCUCUCUCUCUCCUUUGUGAGAUUUGGGACUCUCCGUCACUCCUUUAUCCCACACAUAUCUGGCGCAAGGUCAAUUGAUCUAAGGCGAUAUAUACAUCUAUCUAAGUCGAUAGGUACGUUAAACUCUGAUAUCUAUCUAUCUAUCUAUCUAUCUAUCUCAGUCUGUUCAUCUAUCUAUGUUUGA
Molecule: messenger RNA, 618 nt
Organism: Acanthosepion pharaonis
Lineage: Eukaryota; Metazoa; Mollusca; Cephalopoda; Sepiida; Sepiidae
Source: the annotation of a GenBank genome assembly